Tetrapisispora phaffii CBS 4417 is the source of this 426-nucleotide messenger RNA. It is a transcript of the gene COF1, whose product is annotated as cofilin. The record is from RefSeq and is a predicted model, not a curated record. Gene Ontology annotation, cellular component: actin cortical patch; actin cytoskeleton; cytoplasm. The transcript has 2 exons. Gene Ontology annotation, biological process: actin filament depolymerization; actin filament severing; cell motility. NCBI's taxonomy places the organism in Eukaryota, Fungi, Ascomycota, Saccharomycetes, Saccharomycetales, Saccharomycetaceae. Bases 1 to 426 code for a protein of 141 amino acids. Gene Ontology annotation, molecular function: actin filament binding.
AUGUCUAGAUCUGGUGUUGCCGUUGCCGACGAAUCUCUAUCCGCUUUCAAUGACCUAAAACUAGGUAAGAAGCACAAGUUCAUCUUAUUUGGUUUAAAUGAUAACAAAACUGAAAUUGUUGUUAAGGAAACCUCUAAUGAUGAUUCUUAUGAUACUUUCUUAGAAAAAUUACCAGAAAAUGACUGUUUAUACGCUGUUUACGAUUUUGAAUAUGAAAUUAGUGGUAACGAAGGUAAAAGAUCGAAAAUCAUUUUCUUCACCUGGUCUCCAGAUACUGCUCCAGUUAGGUCUAAGAUGGUUUACGCUUCUUCUAAGGAUGCUUUAAGAAGAUCAUUGAACGGUGUUGCUGCCGAUAUUCAAGGUACUGACUUUUCCGAAGUUGCUUACGAAACUGUCUUAGAUAGAGUUAGAUCUGGUACCCACUAA